Molecule: messenger RNA, 1002 nt
Organism: Ochotona curzoniae (black-lipped pika)
Lineage: Eukaryota; Metazoa; Chordata; Mammalia; Lagomorpha; Ochotonidae
Product: olfactory receptor 19-like
Exons: 1
Coding region: 1-1002 (333 amino acids)
Biological process (GO): G protein-coupled receptor signaling pathway
Cellular component (GO): membrane
Molecular function (GO): G protein-coupled receptor activity; olfactory receptor activity
Source: RefSeq, a predicted model, not a curated record
AUGAAAGUGAGCAACCAAACUCAGCUUUCAGAAUUCCUUCUCCUGGGAUUCUCAGAGGACCCAGCACUGCAGCCUCUCAUCUUCAUGCUGUUCCUCUACAUGUAUGCGAUCUGUGUCAUUGGGAACCUGCUCAUCAUCCUGGCCAUCCUCUCUGACCCACACCUCCACACGCCCAUGUACUUCUUCCUCGCCAACCUGUCCUUCUCUGACAUCUGCUUCACCUCCACCACCGUCCCCAAGAUGCUGGCAAACAUCCAGACGCAGAGCAGAGCCAUCAGCUAUACAGGCUGCAUCACACAGACGUUCUUCUUCAUAAUCUUUGCAGCAUUAGAUGACUUUCUGCUGGCCGUGAUGGCCUAUGACCGGUUUGUGGCCAUCUGCCACCCCCUGCACUACACAGUCAUCAUGAAUCUCCGGCUCUGCGUGCAGCUCGUUCUGUUGAGCUGGGCCAUCAGUGUCUUGCAUGCCUUGUUGCACAGCUUACUGGUGCUGAGGCUCAGCUUCUGCACACACCUCGAAAUCCACCACUUCUUCUGUGAGUUGAAUCAGGUGGUCCACACAGCCUGUUCUGACACCUUUCUCAAUGACCUCAUAAUAGAUUUUGCAACUGUUCUACUGGCAGGUGGUCCCCUGGCUGGGAUCCUGUACUCUUACUCUAAGAUCGCCUCCUCCAUCCGUGCCAUCUCGACAACUCAGGGGAAGUAUAAAGCCCUUUCCACCUGUGCCUCUCACCUCUCUGCCAUCUCCCUGUUUUAUGGCACAAGCAUAGGUGUGUACCUCAGUGCCAGUGCUGCCCCAAGUUCAGCCUCAACUGCAGCAGCCUCAGUGAUGUACACAGUGGUCACCCCCAUGCUGAACCCCUUCAUCUACAGCCUGAGGAACACAGACAUGAAGAGGGCUCUGAAAAGACUCUUGUUCCAUAAACGAUUGUGGAACCCAUGGUUUUGGGGCUCUGCAGUGUCACUGACUUCAUGUCUCAAGCCUCAGAAUCAGACACCAUGA